GUUCGGCUAUUUGAAGGAAGUAAACACAUGUACCAACGAAAUACUGUUAUUAAAUCGAUAAUUAUCGAUAAUUAUAUGUUCCAGGUGUGAGAUCCAUGUCCCCGUCACGUUCGCCUCCUGCAAUCCUUGUAUCACAUUCACCAUCCCCAACACUCUCCGUAUCAGCGAAUACGCCAACCAUGAAUAUAAGCUGUCCUUUGAGCCCGGGCAUGGGGCCCAUUAAGAGGAGCUCCCCCGGACUGGUUUGUGUGGUAUGUGGAGACACAUCCAGUGGUAAACAUUACGGGAUCCUUGCAUGUAACGGCUGCAGUGGAUUCUUCAAACGCAGCGUCAGGCGCAAAUUGAUAUAUAGGUGCCAAGCGGGAACAGGGAUGUGUGUUGUAGACAAAGCCCACAGGAACCAGUGUCAGGCCUGUCGACUCAAGAAAUGUAUGAAUAUGGGCAUGAACAAGGACGCCGUGCAAAAUGAACGUCAGCCCCGCAAUACAGCUCAGAUUCGUCACGACCAGCUCAUAGGGGAUGCUGACCAUCCCUUGUGUCAUAACACGGCAACGGUGUCCGCAACACAUCCGGCAUUCAGUCCCGCAGCAAAUCACAGAUUCGCUUCCGGGCUGAUGACUGCGGAAAACAACGCAAAAAUUGAACAAGAAGAUGGAGUACAUGAGGAGACCAUAGACGUCACCAGCGUCGACCACGAGACGUCUGCCCCUUGUCAACAAACCACACCUUACCACGAAGCAGCUAUCUUUAACCCCGGACAGGAGACAAUGUAUGAGUGUUCAGCAAGGCUUCUCUUUAUGGCUGUCCGCUGGGCACGGAACCUUCCCUCCUUCGCUAAUCUCCCAUUCCGAGAUCAGGUUAUCCUACUUGAAGAGGCAUGGAGUGAACUUUUCCUCCUGUGUGCUAUUCAGUGGUCUAUGCCUAUGGAAGCGUCACCCCUAUUAGCUACCCAGGACCACAUGCACAACCCACCAACCAAUGGGAAAACAGGUUUCUCCGAUAUCCGGAUUCUUCGAGAGGUCUUCGCAAGAUUCAAAUCGGUUCAAGUUGAUCCAGCGGAAUUCGCUUGUUUAAAAGCAAUAGCUUUGUUUAAACCCGAGACACGCGGACUGAAGGAUCCCAUACAGGUGGAAAAUUUGCAGGAUCAGGCGCAAAUAAUGCUUGGACAGCACAUCCGGGCACAUCACCCAACGCAACCAAUAAGAUUUGGACGUCUACUCCUGAUGCUUCCUGCAUUGAAGUUCGUCUUGCCUGACAAAGUGGAGAAGAUAUUUUUCGGACGAACGAUUGGCAACACACCGAUGGAGAAGCUGUUAUGUGACAUGUUUAAAAGUUAAAAACUAUCACUUAAACGAAUGGCAGAUGGAUACAUAUUCUACAAUUUAUCAAUUUUCUCUGUUAAAAUUCAAGCCGACUAAUACUUUAGCUAGAUUUUAAAUUGCAAUUACAGAGUUAGAACGUUCCCACACACUUCGCUAUGUUUCCCGGCGUUAAUGGUUUCUUAGUAGGUGUAAUGGUAUUGUUGAUUUUAAAGUGUUAUGUUUUGAACUAAAAUUUGACAGUGUCUACUGAUUUAUAUGUAUGUGAAAAAGAUUUUUCUUCACGUUUUCCUCCAAAUAAAAUCAGAUGUGAAUUCUCUGUCACUUCCUAGAGUAUGAAUUCUCUGUCACUUCCUUGGGUGUGAAUUCUCUGACACUUCCUUGGGUGUGAAUUCUCUGUCACUUCCUAGGGUGUGAAUUAUCUGUCACUUCCUAAGGUGUGAAUUCUCUGUCACUUCCUAGGGUGUGAAUUAUCUGUCACUUCCUAGAGUGUGCAUUCUCUGUCACUUCCUAGGGUGUGAAUUCUCUGUCACUUCCUAAGGUGUGAAUUCUCUGUCACUUCCUAGGGUGUGAAUUCUCUGUCACUUCCUAGGGUGUGAAUUAUCUGUCACUUCCUAGGGUGUGAAUUAUCUGUCGCCCCUAAGGGUAUGAUAUAUAUAGCACACGCUGACAACAAUAAAAUGUCACGGCAGCACUACAAUAAUGUUUGUUCGACAAUUUAAUCACGCGAUUAAUAGAAUCGUCCCUACUUUGAGGGUGUGACAGAGAAAUCUCCAACCCUCGGGUUAUGUUCUUGGGUUGGAGACUUCUCUGUCACCCCUCAAAAUAGGGUAUGAUUGUAUUUCUCCCAGCAUUCCAUUUUAUUUACGCAGAUCCAGUUGUUCACAUAUUGAACACAAUAUUGGAUAUUAACACAAUGUUGACGCGACGUGAUUGAAUUGAUGUUCGUGCCGUUAUCCGGACGUCGCUGAAUUGCUAUAGUGACGUCAUUGCAUUGUUUUGGUGACGUCAUUGUAUUGUUUUGGUGACGUCAUUGUAUUGCUACCAGAAUAUGCUAUCUGUCAUAAAAAGGGAGACAAAUCUAUGAAUGAUUGGAGAAAAUAUUAAUCUCGGCCGUAGGAUUGAUUGUGGAUACGGGGAGUCCCCAUUCCUUAACAAUUAAUUGAAGGACGUCAUGGUUACAAUACAACGACGUCACGGAACCAAUAACAAUUUUUACUGAAUAACUUUGCUUGUUGUGCAUGCAUAUUUGAUUCAUUGAUUCCAAUUAAUAUCACGUAGUUGACUUGAUAUUAUUAAUUGAAUAUUUGCAUUGUUAAAUGAAAUCAAUAUUUCAGUAGUUUGGGACAAGGCAGCUAAACUUACGUGUGACCUGGGCUGUCAGUGUAAAAUUAGACAUUGUUUUCUGUGUAUGAUUAUACCAUUGUUUUCUGUGUAUAAUAAUACCAUUGUUUUAUUACAUGUUGUCCAUGUAUAUACUCCGUAUUUCAAUUAAAUGUACAAAAUCAUUGUGUUUGGCUGUUGAUACAUGAAAAGAAUAUAUUGUGUAUUGUAAAAGACACAAAUAUCAAUGUAAACAAAUAAAAUA
Molecule: messenger RNA, 2907 nt
Organism: Pecten maximus
Lineage: Eukaryota; Metazoa; Mollusca; Bivalvia; Pectinida; Pectinidae
Product: photoreceptor-specific nuclear receptor-like
Exons: 7
Coding region: 96-1337 (413 amino acids)
Biological process (GO): positive regulation of transcription by RNA polymerase II; anatomical structure development; cell differentiation
Molecular function (GO): nuclear receptor activity; RNA polymerase II cis-regulatory region sequence-specific DNA binding; zinc ion binding
Source: RefSeq, a predicted model, not a curated record